AUGUGCAGUACACAUAUUCAAGACAUAAGUGAGAUUAUUUUGUGUGUCAAACAAUUAGAGGCUAGAGUAGUUAUGUUUUCAAAGAUUGUUCAUAUGUUACAGUUGCCACAAUGGAAACUCAUUCUUGAUUGCAAAACGAGGUGGAAUUCUACUUAUGAGAUUUUGACACUUGCAAUUCAGUACAAAGAGGUGUUUCUAAUGUUAUUUCAAUUGAAUCAUAACUUUACUUGUUCCCCAAUAGAUGAAGAUUGGGAAAAACUUGAGAAAGUGUGUGAGAUUUUGGAGGCCUUCAACUUUACAACUAAUAUCAUAUUGAGGAGUGAGUACCCCGCUCCUAACUUAUUUUUGCAAGAAGUUUGUGACGUAAAAGAGUUGCUCGAUGAAAAGAUAGCUGAUGAUGAUGAUUUCAUUCGAGAAAUGGAAUAUGCGGCGGAAAGUCAAUCUACUAGUAGUGAACCACCUGUAGAAAUCAGUAAGGUUCAGCGGGUGAAUGUACAAUGCCCUAAACGUAGUAGGUCAUGGUUCAAUCAGUUUGUGAGGACAGUUCAAACGGUGCAACAUGAGAAAUCUGAGUUAGAUUGUUAUCUGGAAGAGGGGUGUUUGUUAUGGGACAAGGAUGAUACCUCGUUUGAUGCAUUAGACUGGUGGAAGGUUAAUCAUAUGAACUAUCGUAUUUUAUCUAUGAUGGCUAGUGAAAUACUUGCCAUUCCAAUCACCAUGAUUGCUUCGGAGAUAACUUUCAGUGCUGGAAGUCGAAUUAUUAACACUUAUCGAUCAUUGUUGUCUCUUGAAACUAUGCAAGUGCUACUCUGUGGGGUUGAUUGGUGUUGCAAUCUCUAUGGAGUCAAGAAAAGUUACGAAGCAUCUUUGAAGACAGAACGUGAAAAGAAGAGGAAGAUGUACUUCCCAAUGAGGAACUCUUGGGGAGUUUACUGUUAUCAGUAUGAUUCCAUGCCUCUACCUCUGAGUUCUGAGCAGGUUAGCAAGAAAGGCUUCUCUGAGAUUGGGGCCAUGGAACAUGUCAUUCUCUGUGUGCGAUAA
Messenger RNA from Pistacia vera, 1041 nucleotides. RefSeq names its product zinc finger BED domain-containing protein RICESLEEPER 2-like. The coding region runs from base 1 to 1041 and encodes 346 amino acids. Gene Ontology annotation, molecular function: protein dimerization activity. NCBI's taxonomy places the organism in Eukaryota, Viridiplantae, Streptophyta, Magnoliopsida, Sapindales, Anacardiaceae. The transcript is spliced from 4 exons. The record is from RefSeq and is a predicted model, not a curated record.